Penicillium atrosanguineum is the source of this 1872-nucleotide messenger RNA. RefSeq names its product metallophosphoesterase family protein. Gene Ontology annotation, molecular function: hydrolase activity. NCBI's taxonomy places the organism in Eukaryota, Fungi, Ascomycota, Eurotiomycetes, Eurotiales, Aspergillaceae. The record is from RefSeq and is a predicted model, not a curated record. The transcript is spliced from 2 exons. Gene Ontology annotation, cellular component: cytosol. Gene Ontology annotation, biological process: nucleotide catabolic process. The coding region runs from base 1 to 1872 and encodes 623 amino acids.
AUGACUUGCUCUCCCAGGGGGCUAUCCACCCUGUUCCUGGCGGUGUUGCCCUGGAUCGUCUCUUUCCCGUCGGCGCUCGCCGCUCAGCCCUCCGCGCCCGCUCCCAUCUCCGCUCCCCUACGAGCUCUCGAGUUCGGACAACUGAAUUUCCUUCAUACUACCGAUACCCAUGGCUGGCUAGCCGGCCAUUUAGAGGAACCUUCCUACUCGGCGGACUGGGGGGACUAUGUUUCGUUCGCGACGCGCAUGCGGGAAAAGGCCGAGGCGCAGGGCCAAGAUUUGCUGGUCAUUGAUACCGGAGAUCGCGUCGAGGGCAACGGUCUCUAUGACUCGUCCGAGCCCAAAGGCAUCUUUCUCUCGGAGAUCCUCCGUCAUCAACACAUCGAUGUGAUCACAUCGGGAAACCAUGAACUUUACAAACAGAACACGUCGGAGGCCGAAUUUCUGAGCACUGUUCCUAAUUUCCGGGGCAAAUACCUUGCCUCCAAUAUCGAUAUCAGUCAUCCCGAAACUAACGAACUAGUUCCGCUCGCCCCGCGAUUCAAGAAGUUCACCACUAAGAAACAGGGCAUCCGCAUCGUAGCGUUCGGCUUCUUGUUUGAUUUUACUGGCAAUUAUAAUAAUACUGUGGUUCAGCCAGUGGAGAAGACCAUCAAAGAGGACUGGUUCCAGGAGGCCAUUCGGGAUAAAGAGGUCGAUCUUUUUUUAGUCGCUGGCCACGUCCCGGCGCAUUCACCUGAAUAUUGGGCCAUCUUUGAAGAGAUUCGAAGAAUCCGCUGGGACACUCCGAUCCAGUUUUUUGGCGGACACGAGCAUAUUCGCGACUAUGCGAAAUACGACUCCAAGGCCUUCGCUCUUGCCAGUGGCCGGUUCAUGGAGACAAUCGGUUUCACCUCGAUCGACGGUCUUUCUACCGGUGAUCAGUCAAGUGCAGCAUCAAGCCCCGUUUUCAAGCGACGAUACAUCGAUAACAAUCUUUACUCUUUUUACCAUCAUACUGGCCUGGAUGAAGAGUCCUUCCCGACUGAAAAUGGCCUCAACGUUUCUCAGCUCAUUACUGAAUCCCGAAGUGCUCUUCGACUGGAUCAUGUUCAUGGCUGUGUCCCGCGAACCCUCUGGACAUCCCGAGUCCCAUACCCAAACCCAAAUAGUGUUUUCACGUGGCUGCAGACCAGGGUGCUGCCCGAUUCUCUUAAAGAUGAAUCUCGGGGUGAGGUCCCUUCAGUGGCCAUAUUGAAUACGGGUGCCAUGCGAUUCGAUAUCUUCAAGGGCGAAUUCACGCAAGAUACCAUAUGGACCAUAUCACCAUUUACCAACAGUUUCCGCUACGUUAAGGACGUUCCUUAUGAAAAGGUACAACUGAUUAUGGAGGUCCUUAACAAGCAGCCUAAGGUCCUAGAGACGCUCGAGUCAGGCUCAAAGCUCUCCCCUUUGCCAUGUCCUGAAAACCUUGCCCGGGCGGCAUACUUCACUACUGAGGUUGUUGAAGAAGAUUUGGAAACGCAGCCAGUCUAUAACAUAGCUGGCUCACAUCAAGCUCCUCUCUCAGUCGACAGACUAGAUGAGAAGAUUCUGCCGGGAUAUACGACCAAGGAUGAUGCAGGCACCGAUGGAGAUGACACCGUUCAUUCGCCCAUUUCCUUCUAUGAAGUUCCCAACUGUAUCCAAGCGUUGCUGUCAGCCGACAAGUCGGGGGUUCCGGAGACGGUCGAUCUCAUUUACAUUGAGUUCAUCCAGCCGCACUUGGCGAUGGCUGCCAAAUUUGCUAGCCUUGAUGUUGAUUUCUUCAAGGAUAGUGAGGUGUACAUGCCGUCGACGACACUGACGGAUUUGCUUUUAGCGUGGGUGAAGAAGCACUGGAAGUGCGAGUAA